ACCCUGGCUCACCAAAUCCUGCUGACCACUGGGUAUAAAAGCGUGUCCUUGGUCAGUUUUUGGCAACUACCUGCACAGCCUUCACGCCUACAAUAUGGACGGAUACCGGAAAAUCUGUAUUAUUGUGCUGUGCUUUACAGCCGUUAAUGAGGUAACCUCAACGAUCAAAGAGAGCUUCAACAUACCCGAAAAGAUCAUCGGUGGAGUGAUAGACAUCGUCCAGAGCCAUAAAAACAAGCCUAUACAUGGCCAGCAGCAAACCUACCCGCCACCCCAGCAGUACCCACAGUACCAGCAAUGGAAUAGUCAAUCCAGCUACCAGGGUCAAGGAUUCCAACCACAACCGCAAUUCCAAGGCCAACAGUUUCAAAAUCAAGGACAGUAUACCAAUUUCCCUCAAAGUGGCAACAGUAAUUUUCCUCAAGGAUCUAAUAACAAUUUUCCUCAAACUAGUAACAAUAAUUUCCCCCAAACUGGUAACAACAAUUUUCCUCAAGGCAGUGGCAAUAAUUUCCCUCAGGGAAGUAACAACAAUUUUCCUCAAGGUGGUAACAGUUUCCCCCAAAAUGGUAACAAUUUUGGCAGCGGUAGCAGCAGCAAUUUCGGAAACACCCAAGGUUACCCUGCUGGAUCAGGACAGUCAUUCAAUCAAGGACAAAGCCAAGGGCAGUAUCAAGGAGCUUACCAAAACCCCAAUCAGAUUAGCCAGCCUGGUAACCAACCUACCCAGUAUCCAAACACACAGUCUGGUUACUACACUCAAAGUCAGUCCAACAAUCAAUACCAGGGUACCAAUACAGGAACUGGCCAAUACACUGGACAGCCAGGAUUCGUUGGCCAAGGAAAUGUGUCUGGUCAGACUAGCCAAGGGUUGUAUAUAAAUGGCGUCCCUCAAGCUGGUCAAGGUAGCCAAGGACCAACUUGUGUGUGCCAGGCUUGGACCAAGCCUCCGCAACAAAAUCAACAAGAGAUCUACGCAGAUACCCCUGUCACAGAGAAGAAUGAUAGGAAAGAUGAAUCGGUUAAGGAAAGAAUGAUGUGACAGUUUCGUAGAUUUAAGAAAUUAUUUAAGUAUUUAUUUAUUUAUUUCUAGAAAGUAAGGAUACUUAUUAGUUAAGUAAUUAGAUAAUGAAAGAAGUGAAAUAGCGAGGCAUGUUAAUAUU
Maniola jurtina (meadow brown) is the source of this 1163-nucleotide messenger RNA. Its product is annotated as protein kinase 4-like. The transcript has 2 exons. Lineage: Eukaryota; Metazoa; Arthropoda; Insecta; Lepidoptera; Nymphalidae. The record is from RefSeq and is a predicted model, not a curated record. Bases 95 to 1042 code for a protein of 315 amino acids.